AUGCUGGUCAAUAUCCUCGGAUGCUUUGUCGGGGCCCUCUGUGAAGUCAUGAUUCAGAUGACUGUCGCAGAUGUCUUCUUCGUCCAUCAACGCGGCUUGAUGAACAGCAUCUCCGUCUGGACUCUGACCAUCGGAUCUUCUCUAGCACCGCUGGCCGCCGGAUAUGUCACUACCUCUCAGGGAUGGCGUUGGGUCUGGUGGUGGACUGCCAUUUUGAUCGGAGUGUUUGUGAUCCUCAUGUUCUUUCUGUACGAGGAGACAAAAUAUGAGUGUCAGGCCAUUGGCGGCUUCCCAAGUCCCAGUCGCCCUUCCCAGGGUGACCUCUCCAGGCAGCUCGACGGUGACUUGGAGGAGAAACAAUCGCCUGCAAAGGAUGCCAUUGCCAGUGUCGUUCCACGCCCGGAGGUCCCCCUCGUCAGAGUCGAGAUCGAUCCGACAAUCCAGGUCAAACCCUACUGGAAAAAGCUGGCUCUCUGGUCAUCCUCACCAAAGUCCAUUCGAUUCUUGGUCAGACACAGCUACCAGCCCGAGACGCGGCUGUGGCUGAUUCUAACUUUUACGCAUUUCGUGGCCGCGGGCCUGCUGAUGUUUGGGAUCGGGCUCGAAAGGGGUCUACCGUGGCCUUUCAUCGCUGUUGGCUUGGGUGUGGCUUCGAAUUCUACAGUCAAACCCGACAAGUGUGGAAAGUUACUGACAGUGCACGCACGUCCCAUGCAGAUCAUCUCCGACACGCUCGUGGCCGUCACAUUCGUGAAGAACCUGUUCCCUACCGUCCUUGUCUUUACAUUGACGCCUUGGAUCGCAGCAGUAGGACUCGCAAACGUCUUCAUCACCGCCGCCGUAAUAUUUGUUAUCAUGCUGUUGGGGAACGUCAUCUUCAUCGUGUUUGGCAAACGGUUCCGGACCCGCUCGGGAGGCAAAUAUCGCCUCUAUGUUGACCAUCACCUGGGAACAGCGUAA
This is a messenger RNA of Cladophialophora psammophila CBS 110553, 960 nucleotides long. RefSeq lists its product as uncharacterized. The coding region runs from base 1 to 960 and encodes 319 amino acids. The transcript is spliced from 2 exons. The record is from RefSeq and is a predicted model, not a curated record. Gene Ontology annotation, molecular function: transmembrane transporter activity. Gene Ontology annotation, biological process: transmembrane transport. Lineage: Eukaryota; Fungi; Ascomycota; Eurotiomycetes; Chaetothyriales; Herpotrichiellaceae.